AUGCCUUUUAAAUUAAAGCCUUGUCAUCAGAAAUUUGCAUUUUGUUUACACCUAUGUAUAAUUUUAAACUCGAGUAUUUGUAUACACCUCAAUUUUUCUCUGCAUAAAACAAAUAUUCAAUUAGAUUGGUCGCAAUGCGUUACGGCUGCAAACAAACAAGCCAAUUACUUUGGAUGGACUGUUGUAAAUAGUAUAGUUUUAAUUCCUUAUCUAUGUAUGACAAAUCUUUCUGAUGGAAAUUCUCGUUUUAAAGUCAUAAUUUUAAUCUGUUUAAGGCAAGUUUUUAAACUUUUGAAAAAGAUUGUGUUUCUGAGUGAAACUGAUUUUGCUCGAAUAAACUCACUCAAAAGAGAUGCUAAUCAUACAAUUAACGAAUCACUACAAUUGCGUUGCUCCAAUAAAAUCAAUCACUGCGUUCUGAAACAACAAUACUGUUAUGGAAAUAUUCAUUGCUUGGACACAGCGAGUAAGUCAUUAUUGUCAACAUUUGAAAAGCGGUUAUCGGGUUUAUACAUGGAAAUUGAACCAAAAGUUGCAAAACAAUUUGGCGAAGGCGUUAUAUUGCUUUCACAUCGUUUAUUUUGGGCAGUGAAGACAAACGCUGGCAUAAAAUCACAAUUGCGAUGGAAGGCGGCAAUUAUUUUUUGUGCAGCGCAAAUUCAAAAUAAGAUGAUGUUUACAUCCUGCCCGUCUUCUCUAAGCAUCAAAGCACUUUCGGCUAAAAUAACUUUCGCAUAUUUCCUUGUAAAUCCUAUCAAACAAGACUAUGCUAGUAAAACGCAGUCAAAAUAUCAGAACUUUGACUUUAAAAAUAAUUUAAAUGUUGAAUUUUUAUUUAUGAUACGUGGAAUAAUUGUAUUUACACGUCGAUACUACAGGAACAAAGUUCUUAAAAAUUCACUAAUUUUUCUUUUAAGACUUGUUUGCUUCAAAAAAUUGCAAAAGCAUUUUACAAGCACCACCAGUAAUCUCACAAAAACCUUAUGUUCCAUUCCUAAAAGUGCGUCCAAAACUUUUCAAAAACAACCAAAAACAUUUGAGCCUCAUUAUAUUUUAUGUGAAUUAUGCAAUUAA
This is a messenger RNA of Echinococcus granulosus, 1074 nucleotides long. RefSeq lists its product as hypothetical. The transcript has 8 exons. The coding region runs from base 1 to 1074 and encodes 357 amino acids. The record is from RefSeq and is a predicted model, not a curated record. NCBI's taxonomy places the organism in Eukaryota, Metazoa, Platyhelminthes, Cestoda, Cyclophyllidea, Taeniidae.